UGUUUAAAUACUCUAUUAGACUUAAAAGAGUUAAUUUAGGGGGUCACGAACGCAUCGCGCGAAUUAUGUCAACUCUUGGAAGGAAAGCAAGUGUUGCUCGGUAUAAUCGAGACUCAUUGAUAUCUGAUGACUUGAUACAAUCAAUAAACUCUGAAGUAUACCAACGCAAAUAUGUUUUCGAAGUGGCUUGGGAGGUGGUCAAUAAAGUUGGUGGAAUAUAUACUGUCAUCCGUACUAAGGCUGCAUCUGCUGUAGAGGAAUUGGGUGACCGUUAUAUUUUAUUUGGCCCACUUAAUGAAGUAUGCAUGAGGACUGAAGUAGAUGUUGCAGAGCCAACAAAUGAGGCGUUGAAGCGUACUGUUAAAGCCAUGCGUGAACAUGGCACAAAAGUAGUUUUUGGUCGGUGGCUUAUUGAGGGCUAUCCCAACGUUGUUCUGUUUGACAUAGGAUCAUCAGCUUGGCGCAUCGAUUCUUGGAAGAAAGAACUGUGGGAAUCUUGUAAUAUUGGGAUUCCGGUCCAUGAUACUGAGUGUAAUGAUGCCGUCAUCUUUGGAGCACUUGUUGCCUGGUUUUUGAAAGAAUUUGCUGAAAAUGUCAGAGAACUAGAAACUGACCCUCAACCACCAAUUAUCGCACACUUUCAUGAGUGGCUUACAAGCAUUGGUUUAGUAUUUACGCGUACACGUCACCUUCCUGUUGCUACUGUGUUCACUACACAUGCAACACUUUUGGGUCGUUACUUGUGUGCUUCCUCUGUUGAUUUAUAUAACCAUCUUUCGGAUUUUGAUCUAGAUAAGGAAGCUGGCGAUCGAAAUAUUUAUCAUCGUUAUUGUCUUGAACGUGCGGCCGUUCAUUGUGCACACGUAUUUACAACUGUAAGUAAAAUUACCGGCUUGGAAAGUAAGUUUCUUUUGCGAAGAGAACCAGACAUCAUCACUCCAAAUGGUCUUAAUGUUAUUAAAUUUGCUGCACUUCAUGAAUUUCAAAAUCGUCAUGCAUUGGCUAAAGAAAAGCUGAAUCAAUUUAUUCAAGGACAUUUUUAUGGACAUUAUGAUUUUGAUUUGGACAAAACAUUGUAUUUUUUCAUUGCUGGACGUUACGAAUUUCAGAAUAAAGGAGCUGAUAUAUUUAUCGAGUCACUGGCUCGUCUUAAUCAUCAUUUAAAACAAGCACAAACUGAUGUCACUGUCGUAGCGUUCCUCAUUUUUCCAGCUCAUACGAAUAGUUUUAACGUGGAUUCGUUUCGUGCACAAGCUAUUGUAAAACAACUACGUGAAACAGUGAAUUCAAUUCAAAGUGAAAUGGGACAUAGGUUAUUUGAAGUGUGUCUUCGAGGGCUUAUUCCUCAAGGAUCUGAUAUACUUACUCAGGGUGAUGUAUUUCGUCUUAAACGUUGUAUAUAUGCAACACAACGAAAUAAUUUGCCCCCUAUUUGUACACACAAUGUUGUUCAAGAUAAUAUCGACCUAGUUCUGUGUAACUUACGCCGGUGUCAGUUAUUUAAUGAUCGUCAUGAUCGUGUUAAAGUAAACCAUUUGUUAUUGUGUUAUUAUUUUUAAACUCCAUUUUAAUUUUCAAGAUAUUGAAAGUCAGUUGACUGAAAAUCAUCCUGAGGUACUAUAUAAAUGGUACAGUUUUUUCAUAUACAGUUACGCCUAAUGAAAUACUCACAGCUCUUUCCAUUUUGGUUAUAAUGGUUAGAUGUUCUGAAAGAUCAAAUAUGUGUUCUUGAAUACGUCCAUGUGUAUUCGGUGACAAAUCUGGAACAUUGAAAGCCAUCAUUCAAUUCCUGAUUAUUAGGUCCAGAGGAAACUGCUCAGAAAUAAACCAUCCCAUCGUUAACUACAGUAAACUUAUAUUUCUUGAUACUCUAAAAUUACUUAGGCUUCUCCAACUAUUACAUCGAAUGAUUACAUUUUUAUUUUGUUCUAUAUAAGGUAAACCGUUGUCAUAUGACUUACCUGUCGAUAAGAUGUUACAAAAUAUUAAAGAAAUCAUGUAUCAUAACUGUUUUAUUUCUGAAUUCUGUUUUGUAUGAUGUGUAUGUAUAUAAUUUGUGUUUUGUUUUUCCAACUGAUAGGUUAUUUUUCAUCCUGAAUUCCUAAGUUCUACCAAUCCACUACUACCGAUGGAUUAUGAAGAAUUUGUUCGAGGCUGUCAUUUAGGUGUUUUCCCAUCAUAUUAUGAACCAUGGGGUUAUACACCAGGUUUGAUUUUAUUUGUCUGAUGUCUGAAUUUUACUAACAAAUCUUAGUUUAACAGCCAGUUAUUUAAUCUUUUGAUUAUUUCCUAUAAUUUGUUUACUUUUCUUUUAAGAAUUAGUAUAACUAAAAUUGAUGAAUUAGUUAUUAUUCUUUCUUUCAUUAGAAAGUGUCUACCAGCCUGAUAGUGAAAUAAUUAUGGAAAACCAAUGUUGUCAGCGUCAACUGUUCUUUGUCUGAAAAGUUGCAGUAUAUAUUUCUUGAAUACAAACGUUACAAUUUGUUAAUGUUUUGAAUUCAUGUUAUUGAAUUGAAUGCAGCAAAUAACAUUAAUGUUAUGUUUCAGCCAAGCUAAAAGCUCAAAUAAUUAUUCCGUUUCAUUGGUUGUUUCCACCUUUCCAUUGAUGUUUAAGAUUGGAACUGAUCAGUUUUUUUCGGCAUAUGCUUGUCCCUUAUGGAUUGCAUCGGUAUUGCUAUUAAGUUACAAGUAUAGUAGGUUGAGUUGAAUGGUGAUUAACAGUGGAGCCCAAGAAGCUCGUUUCAUCCUUUUUAGAACACAUGAUGUGUUUAAUGAGCUGUAGUGACGAAAGUCUCAUUCGUUAUUAUGAUACUUAAAAAUGAUAUGAUUUAGUGCAUUUUUAUAUAGUAAUUAUUCAAUAUUCGUGUAUAUUGCUUUUUUUCAUUUAAGCUGAAUGCACCGUAAUGGGUAUUCCAUCAGUAACAACAAAUCUUUCUGGAUUUGGCUGCUUCAUAGAAGAGCAUGUAGAAGAUCCCAAAUCGUAUGGAAUAUACAUUGUUGAUCGUCGUUUUCAAAGCUGUGAAGACAGUGUUCAACAGUUAACCAAGGUAUUUCUAUACCAUCAAGACUAUCAAAACCGGAAUUAACCUACACCUGCAGUUGGCUCUAUUUCACUCGUUCAUAAUCCCUUUUUGAACUCAUUUUAUGGUCACGUAUAGGAUUCAGCCUUUGGCGACUCAUUCGACAAAUAUGACACAAUUUAAAGUAGAGAAUAUUUCUGUAUCUUUAUGUAUCUUAUAGAAUAAGAAGACAGGAUAAUGAUUGAGUGCUGUGCAUCCAAUUAUAGGUCAUUUUCUAUUGAUAUAUCAAGAUUAAGCCGAAAAUAUAUUCGAUACAAAUCAUUUCUGCAAAUAGUAAUAUUUAAGGAAAAGCAUCACUUUCAGAGGUGUUCAGAGUUAUCCAGUACUGAUUAACUUUUCAUAAUUGUCUAACCCAAGUCAACCUAUGAUGUGAGAACUUCAAAUUUAACAAUCUACAUAGCACUCUGUAAUAACUUUCAAGGUUGUUUGGACUCAUCUUACUUUGAGAAAAAAUAUUAAAGUCAAAUAUCAUAUUUUGUUGAAUGUUUUCUUGACCAUUUGGUUUUUCAUACUGCGUCCUUUCAAGCGUCUAAGACAAACAACUGUAGUCGUGUUGUUGUGUCUUCAAUCAUCAUUCGUGAUAAAUAUAUGAUUUCCUAAUGGGCAGCAUAUAUAGAAAAUUUCUUCAAUUUAAAAUGGAUAGCUUAGUUUUAAAAGGGAGUUGGCUGUUGUCCAUCAGGUUGCCGGGUUGUUUUUCUUAAUUGUAAAGUAUAUGAAUAUAAACAUAUAUCAUAAGUAUAAUUUUUUCUUUAAAUCUUUUUUUCAUUUUAUACCUUAUUUCUAAUUUCUCUGUAGUAUUUGGUUGAGUUCUGUCAAUAUUCUCGUCGUCAACGUAUUGUUUUAAGAAAUCGUACUGAGCGAUUAAGUGAACUGUUGGAUUGGAAAAAUCUUUCCUGUUACUAUCAACGUGCCAGAUUAAUGGCUUUAAAGAGAUUCUCUCCAGAACUAUUCACAUCUAACAAUAAUGAUGAUACUUUAUCGACUCAUAGUUUUCAUCUUAGUCGACCAUAUUCAGCACCUGUAUCUCCAUCAUUAUCAGGACAAUCAACACCGUUGCGAAGUGCCGGUGCAAAUAGUUCAAAUCGUAGCAGUCCUACAUCACAUUUAGAUGAUGAUGAAGUUGAUGAUGACACAGAACGAUUAGAACUAGGUCUUGGUGCAGUAGAAAUCAAUGAUCCUGUACCUGGUUGAAGUACGAAAGCAAAAAAAAAUCCUAUCAAUAUUGAAGUAUAAAAUUAGAAUGUGACUAGUUUAUUUUGUUUCUUUAUUUCUUCUCUUUUCAUUAUUUACCAUUUAUUUUAUUUCUUUUUGUUCAUUUAUAAUUCAUUUAGAUCUUUGUUUUAAUGUGCAUAUUUUAUCAAUCUUAUAAUAUUGUUAUCAUCCUUUAUUGAUAAUAGUUUACACUGUACUAAUUUUCUACACUUCAUCAAUGAAUAUCAUUUGGACAUUUUGUAAAGUCAGAAUUUCUGAUCUCAUUUCACAUGUAUCAAUAAGAUUUAGAAUGAUAGAAAAUAUGAAUUUCAUUCAUUU
Schistosoma bovis is the source of this 4610-nucleotide messenger RNA. The record is from the annotation of a GenBank genome assembly. Lineage: Eukaryota; Metazoa; Platyhelminthes; Trematoda; Strigeidida; Schistosomatidae.